AUGGCUCCCGUCCCAAAAGGAAAGCACGGAAAACGGCGUGGCAAGCCUGGCCCCCCGCGUGCUGCGCUACGUGCGGCUGCUGCCGCAGCGGCGUCGUCCGCGGAUGCUCUAUCCACGUCGCCCUCAACGGGGAAGCGUCGCGCGGAGCGCGACGCCGUCGACGCACGCGAGGAGCUCGACACAGAGCUGGUGUUCGAAGACCCGUAUGGAGAUGAGUUUGACGACGAGAACAAGUCCGCUGUCGAUGACUCCGCCCCGCCGAUAGUAGACCCGAUGGUGGCGAACGAUGCCGUCGUGUUCCGCCCAGGGAAGGACCGUGUGGCGGAUGGGGAAAAGCUUGUGUGUGACGAAAGUGCGUAUGAUGUGUUUCAUAAGUGUAUGGUGGAAUGGCCAGCACUCUCGUUUGACUUUGUGUGUAUGGAUGGAGGGGGCAUGUAUAGCAACAUGGAGCCGGCAGUGAUGGAUACGUACCCGAUGAGCGUUACUUUAGUUAUGGGAACGCAGGCAGAACAUGCGAAUAAGAAUAAGCUCGUGUGCGUGAAGAUGAGUAAUAUGCAUCGCACGCGGGGUCGCAAGGGCAAGGGGAUUAAGACAACGAGGGAGCACGACUCGGAUAGCGAGUCCUCGGACGAAGAAGAUGAGGAAGAGGACGAAGAUGGCAUGCCAAGAGCGAGUCCGGAUAAGAACGCCAUCUUGCAGAGCUUUGAUAUCCGCAUGGAUUCUACACUGAAUCGCGUCCGCGCCAUGCCCCAGCGUGCGAAUAUUGUCGCCACGUGGUCUGAGUCCGGGCGCGUAUCGCUAGUGGAUGUGGAGCCCGCCCUUAACAAGUUAAACUUGGACAGCAAGCGACGCAUGGGCAUGCCGAACACCACGGCGCCGUCCGCUACCAAGCCGUUUUUCGCGUUCAAUGGGCAUCGAGCGGAGGGGUACAGUUUGGACUGGAGCCGAGCAGCUCUAGGGCGCUUGCUAUCUGGAGCAGUCAACGGCACGAUUUACCUGACGGAGCCUUCCUCCGUGGAAGGCGCGGCCUGGACGACUUCCCCGAAUCGCUUCCGCGGCCAUACAGACUCUGUUGAGGAUAUCCAAUGGUCACCGAACGAGCCUAAUGUGUUCGCAAGCUGUAGCGCGGAUAAGUCAAUCAAAUUCUGGGAUGUGAGGGAGUACAGGAAGCCUGCUCUCAGCGUGAGCAUGGCGCACAGCACGGAUGUCAAUGUGAUUUCUUGGAACCGCAACGAGACUCAUCUCGUCGUCAGCGGCGGCGACGACGGGUCCAUUCGUGUGUGGGAUCUGCGAACACUGGACAAAGACGGCAAUAACGAGUCUGCCAAGCCGGCGGCUGAAUUUGUACAUCACCAAAAGGCGAUUACGUCGAUACAGUGGCAUCCCAAGGAUUCUUCCAUGCUCUGUGCGAGCUCGGAGGACGGGAGCGUGUCGAUAUGGGAUCUUGCUGUUGAGCGGGAUGCAGAGGAGGAGUUGCGCGAAGGGGUUGUCCUGACAGGAGCAGAAGACUUUCCGCCCCAACUUCUCUUUAUCCAUAUGGGUCAGACCAAUGUCAAGGAUGCGCAAUGGCAUCCGGCGUGUCCUUCGCUCAUUGUGAGCACGGCUCAAGACGGGUUAAACAUGUUUCAGCCAUCGAAUAUCACGCUGCCGACCUAACUGUCAAAGAAAUUGCGGCCCGCCAUAUCGCAAACCCCACUUGCUCGCUAACACUAUCUCCUUACAUGCUUUGCGAGUACCGAUUAUCUAAGCACUACCCCCUCCCCUUUAUCCCCUCUCCUUUAUCCCCUGCCCCCGCCCUCUGCCACAGAUCUGCACAGCUCAAGUAAGAAUAAACAAGCCGAUAUCAAAAAUAGCUUUACACCGAAA
Messenger RNA from Chondrus crispus (carragheen), 1866 nucleotides. RefSeq lists its product as hypothetical. The coding region runs from base 1 to 1656 and encodes 551 amino acids. Lineage: Eukaryota; Rhodophyta; Florideophyceae; Gigartinales; Gigartinaceae. The record is from RefSeq and is a predicted model, not a curated record. Gene Ontology annotation, molecular function: protein binding. The transcript has 2 exons.